AUGUGUAAUGAUCCUGGGCCAGACUGUUACAUGGAAUAUGCACAUAAAUGUGUCGGAGCAUGGAAUUAUAUUCGGAAUCAAAUACUAGAAGACACUAGAUCAGCAUUGGCACGUUGGGCUCAAUUAAACAAUGAAACAAUACCUAGUUUUACUCCUUCCGAGAUGGUGAUGUACGAUCGCUGUUCAGAAGGUAAUACUCUUCGUCAUCCUGAAUAUGGACCUGUGGCUUUUAGUACAUUUAAGUGCAUUCCAAAAACAGUAACAGUUUUAUAUCAUGUGUACGACGAAGCGCAAACCACCUUCUUUUGUGAUGCUCUACGUAGAGAACAAACAAAAUAUCUAAAAAGUAUACGUCCAGAUAUAACUGUUAUUCAAUCACGAGGUAGUGCAUGGCAAGACUUUGCUAAACUCGUCUAUGCUCCCUAUGUAUUAAUUAUUUCUGCUGGAUCAACGUUUGCGCUGUGGGCCACUUUGGCCAACGUCGGGCAUGUAUGGAUUCCACCACUAUAUGGCGGAAUGACACCAGAUGUUGGAAGCAACUAUCAUUGGAUUAGUACACCAAUAUUAUAUCCUUCUAUUGGAAAGAAAUUAAACUUCACAGAACCGAGAAACACACGUGAUGCUGAGAAGCUUAUUGAGUGGCUGAGAAACGCAUGA
This is a messenger RNA of Rotaria sp. Silwood1, 657 nucleotides long. Lineage: Eukaryota; Metazoa; Rotifera; Eurotatoria; Philodinida; Philodinidae. The record is from the annotation of a GenBank genome assembly.